This is a messenger RNA of Sugiyamaella lignohabitans, 756 nucleotides long. It is a transcript of the gene RPL7B, whose product is annotated as ribosomal 60S subunit protein L7B. Gene Ontology annotation, biological process: maturation of LSU-rRNA from tricistronic rRNA transcript (SSU-rRNA, 5.8S rRNA, LSU-rRNA). Gene Ontology annotation, cellular component: cytosolic large ribosomal subunit. Gene Ontology annotation, molecular function: RNA binding; structural constituent of ribosome. The coding region runs from base 1 to 756 and encodes 251 amino acids. The record is from RefSeq and is a predicted model, not a curated record. NCBI's taxonomy places the organism in Eukaryota, Fungi, Ascomycota, Dipodascomycetes, Dipodascales, Trichomonascaceae. The transcript has a single exon.
AUGGCCCCAUCCACCACCGUCCCAUCGCACCAAGAUAUCUUCCCUCCCGAGACUCUUCUCAAGAAGAGAAAGACCUCUGAGGAGCUCCUUGCCAAGAAGAAGGAGGCUGCCGUUGCUAAGAAGGCCGCCAACAAGGAGAAGAGAAAGGUCAUCUUCGAGAGAGCCGAGAAGUACGUCAAGGAGUACCGUGACAAUGAGAGAGAGCAAAUCCGUCUUAAGCGUGCUGCCAAGGCCGACGGUAGCAUCUACGUUCCUGCUCAAGAGAAGCUUGUUUUUGUUAUCCGUAUCAAGGGUAUCAACAAGAUCGCUCCCAAGCCCCGUAAGGUCUUGCAAUUGCUCAGACUCCACCAAAUCAACAACGGUGUUUUCGUCAGACUCACCAAGGCCACUGCCGAGCUUUUGCGCAUUGUCGAGCCCUACAUUGCCUACGGUUACCCCAACUUGGCCUCUGUCCGUCAACUCGUUUACAAGCGUGGAUACGGUAAGGUCAACAAGCAACGUGUCGCUUUGACCGACAACGCCAUCAUCGAGGAGUCUCUUGGCAAGUACGGCAUCAUCUGUGUCGAGGAUCUCAUCCACGAAAUCUACACUGUCGGCCCCCACUUCAAGCAAGCCUCUAACUUCUUGUGGCCCUUCAAGCUCUCCAACCCCUCUGGCGGCUGGGGUGUUCGCAGAAAGUUCAAGCACUUCAUCGAGGGUGGUGCUUUGGGCAACCGCGAGGAGAACAUCAACGCUCUCAUCAAGGCUCAAAACUAA